UAAAUUGUUUUAAGUUAUUUCGCGAAAUAUAUAACGUUUUUACUUUGGAUCUAAAGUUUUAUCUUUUUCUUUAAAUCUUUAGACUCGUGUGAAUACUCGUUUCUUUUUAAAAAAUGGAACUCACCGAACAAAUCACCAUACUUAAAACAACUUCCUUAGCGCACAAUUCCCGAUCUCUAUUUUUAUCUCUACUCAACUUAGUCUUAAAAUACUCGAUCAUUCUCCGGGAAAAAAAGCCGGAACCCAUAAUCCAGAACAUGUACAUAUCGGAAAUACAACAUCUCGAGAUCGAAUAUCGAAUCAGACACUCGAUCGUCAAAAAUCGAAGAAAUUUCUUAUCUUAUUUCUUUGUUAUUCCAUCUAAAAAUAUCCAUCGUUCAAAAUUUUAAUAACUCAUCGAAACAUGCCGAUAAAAUCUCCGAUUGUAAAUCAACGAUAUCCACAAGCCGAACAAUUUCCAAAGAUCAGAAAGCUUCGAGGUUCCUUAAAGGAGGAACCGGAAAGAGGACCGGAUCGAAGCAAAAUUUUCUUCGACCCUCGAUUUUCCCAACUCCCCUCCCCACGAUUCCGAUCUCUGAGUGACCACGGAUCGCUCGUUUCAUCGAAUCCGUCUCCCGCGCGCGUGCCGUCGGGUAUAUUUUCACAGUCGGUUGGAAAUAGCCGGCCACCGGUCUAAUAUUAUAAUAGCGAUGACUGGCGUGGCUCUCGGGCGAGCGAGCGCGAGCGAGCGGGCGAGCGCAGUCGAGAGUCGGUGCCGAGACGGUGGACGGUUUCGUUGCGUGUGUGACGCGUGUCCGCAGGAACGAGAACGGGACCGGAUAACGUUACUUCUCGCACGCCGUCACCGGAACUCGUCGCAGUUUCGCGUUUCCCGGCCUUCGAGGAAGAGGAAGGCUUGGCCGCGAGAAAUCGCUCCCGCCGAUUCCAGUCGCGAUCGUAGCUGCUCGCCGGCCAGACCCGCCUCGAUCGAUCGCGCGCCGUGUGAAAUCACGUGGACCCUCGUGAUCCGCUUCAUCGCGCCUCUUCCAAAGUUCGCGCCAAAGUCGUUGAGUGGCUACUUGUUCGAUGCACAGUUGUUGGCCGUGGUUCGAGCGGAUUCGAGUGAAUGUGGACAAAAAGUUGUAUCGAUGAUUUAUAAACUUUGGGACUUGGUUUUUCUUGGUUUAGUGGUGUUUUAAAAAAUACAAUGUUCCCA
This is a messenger RNA of Apis mellifera (honey bee), 1195 nucleotides long. RefSeq lists its product as uncharacterized. The transcript has 2 exons. NCBI's taxonomy places the organism in Eukaryota, Metazoa, Arthropoda, Insecta, Hymenoptera, Apidae. The record is from RefSeq and is a predicted model, not a curated record. Bases 690 to 1178 code for a protein of 162 amino acids.